AGUGGGGCGCUGCAGGUAAUGUCGCGGGAGACCCAGAACUGGGCCCUGGCCGGCUCGGCCCCCGCCCCGGACUGGAUGGAGGAGCCACGGCGCGGGAGUGUCAGGGCCCAGAUCCAGGCAGCCGAUGGAAGGGAACACCCCUGAUGGCACAGGCCCCAUGCACGUGCCGUUUGGGCACAUUGUGGCCAAUGUGAAAUGGCGCGGGUCACAGCUGGCACAGGGAAUGCAAGGAAAAAUUAAACUCGUUUUUGAGGAUGGCCUGACACCGGUAGAUUUUUACUUGUCUAGCAGAUCCUGCAUUCUUUAUAUCAUCGAAGCUGAUUUGGUGGCAGGAAAUGGCUACAGAAAGAGACUUGUUCGGGUUAGAAACUCCAGUAAACUUCAAGGGAUUGUAGUAGUUGAGAAAACUCACAUGAGUGAACAGUACUUUCCAGCCGUACAGAAAUUUACUGUACUGGAUCUGGGGAUGGUGUUGCUUCCAGUGGCCAGCCAGAUGGAAGCGUCCUGUCUCAUUAUCCAGUUGGUUGAAGAGCAAACCAAAGAGCCCAGUAAGAACCCUUUACUCAGGAAGAAACGAGCUCUGAUCUCCGAGCCAGCCCUCCUUCGAACUGUGCAACAGAUCCCAGGAGUCGGGAAAGUUAAAGCUCCUCUCCUGCUCCAGAGGUUUCCAAGUAUCCAGCAACUAAGUAAUGCUUCCAUCCAAGAACUGGAGCCGGUGGUUGGACAGUCAGUGGCCAAGCACAUUUAUGCGUUCUUCACCCAGUCCAGGUGAUGGCUCUUCCCACGGCAUCUCCUUUACACCACGAACCACAGGAUCUUGUUUUCUUUCACAUUAAGAAACAUAUUUCCUCUCACAGAAACUAGGGAAGGAUGAACUGAGGCCUGAAUGGCACCUGCCAGUUGUCCUGCCCUGCUUUCUGGGCUCAGGUAUUUACUUCAGGUAGUGUGCCCCAGAUGGCACUGCCCGCACCCUGCUAGCAUGAAGAGGGCUGGUGGACACCUUCCUAAGGGAGUCGGUUUAAACAGGGACUCUCAAGAUUCAGCAAAAAGCCGGCUUGGGCAGAUUUUAAUGUGUGACCUUCACCUGUAUCUAUCAUGGAAGGUGGUGGAUGUGACCGUCUAAAGGAAACAAACCUACAAUGAAUGAAGCACUGUGUACCAUAAGCCCCUUGUUCCUUCUGGCAGAGCCACUGUUCUUCAGGUCUGGUCUUAAUACACCUGUGCUUUGAGGGUGGCUGCCAGUGUAAACAAACAAUUGUCCUGCCUUUUUUCUUCCUUCCUUCCUUUCUCCCUCCACCCCUCCCUUCUGGGUAGUUGCACAGUUUGUUUGUAAUCACUGAGCAUGACUUCUGAACACAGAAAGCCUGGAGUCCAGAGUUCCCAUUUUAAAAUAAAAAGCGAAUGUGUGCGAGGGAGGGAAAGAAUGUGUUUGUAAAUGUAUAGCCCAACAAUGGGAAGAGAAAAGGGAAAAUGGCAGGUGCAGCUGCAUCCAGAGAGGAGAGCCUGGGGAUCAAAAUAUACAACUGCUCAUUCAAAAAAUAAAUACAAUUAAAGAGGCAAAAAAAAAAAAAAAAAGAA
Molecule: messenger RNA, 1578 nt
Organism: Orcinus orca (killer whale)
Lineage: Eukaryota; Metazoa; Chordata; Mammalia; Artiodactyla; Delphinidae
Product: Fanconi anemia core complex-associated protein 24-like
Exons: 1
Coding region: 125-772 (215 amino acids)
Biological process (GO): interstrand cross-link repair
Cellular component (GO): Fanconi anaemia nuclear complex
Molecular function (GO): chromatin binding
Source: RefSeq, a predicted model, not a curated record